GUAGAUGGACCAGAGAGUUAUUUUGAACAACAUAAAUACAAAACUAAAAUUUCCACAAAUUCAAUGUCGCAAGCUUCUGAUUUAGAUUAUGACGAAUUUAAUAAAUUAAUAAAAUUAUCCGAUUUAUUAUAUUACAAUGAAAAGCAAAAUUUGGCGCUUAGUUACAAAUCAAUGUUUACACAAUGGUUUUUAGAACUACAAAAUGAGUUCAGUUUAAAUUUUUAUGGAAUUGGCUCCAAAAGAAAAAUCCUAUUGCAAUUUGUCAACCAGUAUUUAAUUUACCACAUCGACUUCCCAGUGUUGGUUAUAAACGGAUACAAUCCCUCAGUUUCUUUCAAAGAAAUUGUUCUAUCAGUCACUUCCACAAUUAUCAAUUCAAAUAAAAAAUUGUUUAAAGCUCAAAAGUUUCCAAAAUCAAUUGAUGAAUUAAUUGCUUCAUUUAUAAUUUGUUUAAAAAACUUGCAUGAAAGUCAGAGAUAUCCUAAACUACUAUUAUUGAUUCACAACCUUGACGGCAACUCAAUUAAAUCCAACAAAUUUCAGUCUUUUUUCUCAACUCUAGUAUCAACAAAACAGGUCUGGUUGGUAUCUUCAAUAUCUAACAUCAAUGCAAAUUUGCUUUGGGAUUGCAAUCAAACUCUGGACUUCAAUUUUUUAUGGCAUAACCUUUCUACUUUUGAAAACAGUACAGUUGAAACAUCGUUCAGCGAUAUUCUAGCUUUGGGACAAGCCGAGAAACAAACUGGUUCAAAGGGUGCCAAAUAUGUUCUAUCGUCUUUGACUUCAAACUCCAGGAGCUUGUACAGGGUAUUGGUAUCAAACCAAUUGCAGAUAAUGGAGGAUGAAUUACUAGAGUCUAAUAAACAAACCGAUAGAAAUGAGUUCCUAGGCACCAUCAAGCAUGGAAUAUCAUUCAAAACAUUGUAUAAUCUUUGUUCAGAGGAGUUUAUUGCAAGUAACGAAAUCAACUUCAGAACAAUGUUGAGGGAAUUCAUUGAGCAUAAAAUGGCCAAUAUAAGCAAAGACUCUUAUGGAACAGAGAUUGUUUUUGUUCCGUUGAAUUUGAAGGAGUUAGAGAAUUUGCUAGCUGAAGAAUUACUUGUGUAA
Messenger RNA from Ascoidea rubescens DSM 1968, 1107 nucleotides. It is a transcript of the gene ORC2, whose product is annotated as origin recognition complex subunit 2. Gene Ontology annotation, cellular component: nuclear origin of replication recognition complex; nucleus. The record is from RefSeq and is a predicted model, not a curated record. The annotation marks the transcript as partial. The transcript has a single exon. Gene Ontology annotation, molecular function: DNA replication origin binding. NCBI's taxonomy places the organism in Eukaryota, Fungi, Ascomycota, Saccharomycetes, Ascoideales, Ascoideaceae. Gene Ontology annotation, biological process: DNA replication.